AAAAUGGCUCCAAAGGUUAAAUGAAGCAGGAAAAAUACAUAGAUGCAGCCUUGCAGCCUCUCCAGAUGUUUGGGGAUAAUAUUCCAGAUAGAAAUAUUGAUCCCUUGGAUUAGGUAACUAGUCAUAAUGAAGAAAAUUAGUCUUAAAACCUUACGGAAAUCUUUUAACUUGAAUAAAAGUAAAGAAGAAACUGAUUUCAUGGUAGUACAACAACCAUCGCUAGCCAGUGACUUUGGAAAAGAUGAUUCCUUAUUUGGUAGCUGCUAUGGUAAAGAUAUGGCCAGCUGCGAUAUCAACGGUGAAGAUGAAAAAAGCGGAAAAAACAGAUCAAAAAGCGAGAGCCUGAUGGGUACGCUAAAAAGGCGGCUUUCUGCAAAACAGAAGUCAAAAGGCAAGGCGGGCACACCCUCUGGGAGCUCUGCCGAUGAGGACACCUUCUCCUCCUCCUCAGCACCCAUAGUCUUUAAAGACGUGAGAGCUCAGAGGCCGAUAAGGUCCACCUCGCUCCGCAGCCAUCACUACAGUCCCACGCCGUGGCCUCUGCGGCCCACAAACUCCGAAGAGACCUGCAUCAAGAUGGAGGUGAGAGUCAAGGCCUUGGUUCACUCUUCCAGCCCGAGUCCAGCCCUGAAUGGCGUCCGGAAGGAUUUCCACGACCUCCAGUCUGAGACCACGUGCCAGGAGCAAGCCAAUUCACUGAAGAGCUCGGCUUCUCAUAAUGGAGACCUGCAUCUUCACCUGGAUGAACAUGUGCCUGUCGUUAUUGGACUUAUGCCUCAGGACUACAUUCAGUAUACUGUGCCUUUAGAUGAGGGGAUGUAUCCUUUGGAAGGAUCACGGAGCUAUUGUCUGGACAGCUCUUCUCCCAUGGAAGUCUCUGCGGUUCCUCCUCAAGUGGGAGGGCGCGCUUUCCCCGAGGAUGAGAGUCAGGUAGACCAGGACCUAGUUGUCGCCCCAGAGAUCUUUGUGGAUCAGUCCGUGAAUGGCUUGUUGAUUGGCACCACGGGAGUCAUGUUGCAGAGCCCGAGAGCGGGUCACGAUGAUGUCCCUCCACUCUCACCAUUGCUACCUCCAAUGCAGAAUAAUCAAAUCCAAAGGAACUUCAGUGGACUCACUGGCACAGAAGCCCACGUGGCUGAAAGUAUGCGCUGUCAUUUGAAUUUUGAUCCGAACUCUGCUCCUGGGGUUGCAAGAGUUUAUGACUCAGUGCAAAGUAGUGGUCCCAUGGUUGUGACAAGCCUUACAGAGGAGCUGAAAAAACUUGCAAAGCAAGGAUGGUACUGGGGACCAAUCACACGUUGGGAGGCAGAAGGGAAGCUAGCAAACGUGCCAGAUGGUUCUUUUCUUGUUCGGGACAGUUCUGACGACCGUUACCUUUUAAGCUUGAGCUUUCGCUCCCAUGGUAAAACACUUCACACUAGAAUUGAGCACUCAAAUGGUAGGUUUAGCUUUUAUGAACAGCCAGAUGUGGAAGGACAUACAUCCAUAGUUGAUCUAAUUGAGCAUUCAAUCAGGGACUCUGAAAAUGGAGCUUUUUGUUAUUCAAGGUCUCGGCUGCCUGGAUCUGCAACUUACCCCGUCAGACUUACCAACCCAGUGUCCCGGUUCAUGCAGGUGCGCUCGUUGCAGUACCUGUGUCGUUUUGUUAUACGUCAGUAUACCAGAAUAGACUUAAUUCAGAAACUGCCUUUGCCAAACAAAAUGAAGGAUUAUUUACAGGAGAAGCACUACUGAAAGAUUGAGAACCCUGCAUCUUGCACUUUGGGAAUAAGAACAAGAGAUUGAAAUACAGUUUACAAACUUUUCAUUGCCAUCAAAAUCUUUUGCUGCCAUAACUAUUUCAGUUUUAUGUGUAAAAGAGUCAUCAGUUUGUUUAGGGGUGGGGAAGUGUCAGCAAGGUGUCUUGGGUUUAUUUUGGUUCUUUAAAAAAGGGAAGUCUUGAGGUUUUAGAGGUGUGAAUUAUGUUUCAUCAAUGUGCAGAAUAAUCACAAUGUGAAUUAUUAAAUUCUCCUCAAUGCCCCCCCGCCCAGUCCUUUGCUGCUAUCCACUGUGAUUUUUAUGCAUUAAAAGCACAUUUCAUGUGUAUUCAACCCUAAGUAAAGUUGAAUGAAACUUAACAGAAUGGAAAUUGCUAUGUCUUUUUAAAUGGUCCAUUUUCAAAAGACAGUGUUGAAUAAACAUACCUGCGUGAUAAAACACAGAAUUUACAUAUACACUGAAGAUGAGUUUUUAAUCUCUUACUUUAAAAAGAUUUAUUUAGAAUCGUGAAUUGACAUAAUCUUGGGUAAUGGAACGGAGAUCUGCAUCAUAUCUUUUAACAACACUUUUUUCUAAAUUAUUUCUAAGGUUGUGCUAAUUCUUUUGGUUGUGAAAAGUUGAGUUUUUCUGUUGCCUUCGUUUUCAUCUUCUAGUUUGUCUAUUUUAAUAAAUGGCCUUACAUUAAAAAAUUGUAAAGAAGUGUAUACCACCAAUUUAGAAAUUGUUGCCUUUUCUGUAAUUAAACUUGGGUACAAAUUGGCAUAACAUGAAAACCUAUGGAACUAGAAUUAUUAUUAAAGAAAUAUUAGAUGAUCAUA
Messenger RNA from Gorilla gorilla gorilla (western lowland gorilla), 2576 nucleotides. RefSeq names its product suppressor of cytokine signaling 6 (gene SOCS6). Gene Ontology annotation, biological process: intracellular signal transduction; phosphatidylinositol phosphate biosynthetic process; regulation of growth. The transcript has a single exon. Bases 127 to 1734 code for a protein of 535 amino acids. The record is from RefSeq and is a predicted model, not a curated record. NCBI's taxonomy places the organism in Eukaryota, Metazoa, Chordata, Mammalia, Primates, Hominidae. Gene Ontology annotation, cellular component: phosphatidylinositol 3-kinase complex. Gene Ontology annotation, molecular function: 1-phosphatidylinositol-3-kinase regulator activity.